Molecule: messenger RNA, 1501 nt
Organism: Radiomyces spectabilis
Lineage: Eukaryota; Fungi; Mucoromycota; Mucoromycetes; Mucorales; Radiomycetaceae
Exons: 1
Coding region: 153-1292 (379 amino acids)
Biological process (GO): positive regulation of transcription by RNA polymerase II; negative regulation of transcription by RNA polymerase II
Molecular function (GO): RNA polymerase II cis-regulatory region sequence-specific DNA binding; zinc ion binding; DNA-binding transcription factor activity, RNA polymerase II-specific
Source: RefSeq, a predicted model, not a curated record
CAUUGAUGUUCCAUUUAUUUUCUUUUCCCUUUUUUCCCUUUCUUUCACCCCCUUUAUUUUUUUUCCCUCUCUUUUUUUGUUGUUUUUUUUGGCUGAUUUCCUUAGUGGAUUGAAUUGUUCUGUUGUAUUGUGUGCUUGUUUAGAGUAUAUCAAUGGCUCAUCCUCCCCUCAGUAUUGCACAGGAGCCCAUGAAAUCACGGAAACGGUCUUGGACACGGUGCGUUAAAUGCCAUGUCAAUUUCCGACCAUUACUGUGGGGUCAUGAAAACGGCCAAGGCCCGGUAUGCGAUAAUUGUGACGAAGUCGAUAAUCUAAAGGUAGUACGACCCCGUGAUCCCACCUCCAACGAUGAGUCACCGGACUUGGUGGAUGAUAACAAAUCACUGGAAACAUCCAACCUCGCUUCUUGCUCGCUCAUCAAAGGUACCGCUGCGACGAAUACGCACGAUGAUGGAACUGUAUGUGCCAAUUGUCACACCACUACCACGCCAUUGUGGCGUCGAGAUGCGGCGGGAAAAACCAUUUGCAACGCUUGUGGUCUUUAUUACAAACUGCACCGUAUCCAUCGUCCGGCCACCAUGAUGCGUACAGUAAUCAAACGUCGCAAACGUUGUUCCUCCUCUGAUAAGACGAAACUCGAUGAAAAACGAUCAAAACCGUCAAGGACCUCGCCAUUUAUCGAAAGACGUAUCAAUUUCGAUGACUCAUGCAGUGUUAUCAGCAGUGGAAGCGAAACCCAAAGCGAAGUCUUGGCUGAUCCACCGUGUUCUCCUCUUGUCGCCGGUUUUCGGCAUUCUUCACCUACCAUGACAUCGACCAAGCCAAGCUACCCUUCCCUACCUUCCUUCCGCGAAAACCUUACCUUACCUCCCAUCCACACGUAUCAGCACCCUAUCUAUAGUAGUCAUGAACACCCGAUUCACGCUUGUUCCAAUACCAUGGCAGCGCUACGUACGCAACGCAACGAACUUCAGCGUGAAGUGACCCGAUUAACGUCUUUAUUAUCGGAUACCGUAAAUUUAUUAUCGAAAAUUGAUGCGGCUAUGGCCAAUCCGAAUCCUCACAGUAAUGAUGGCGAAUGUGGCCUGUGCCCUCCCUCACCACCUACAGAUCAACAGCAAGAGCAUCAGGUCGCACGAUCCCUUCUUUCACUCGCUUCUUCCCCACCGCAUCAAUCUCCUUCAGUUCAAGAUCAUCGUCGUUUACCGCCCAUCUCUGUCUCCCUUGGAUCCCAACACCAUCCAUCAUCGUCGACUUCGUCUACAUCGAUGGUCUUACCUUUCCGUCAUUAAGCUCGUGCCGGUACCUUAUUCACUCCUUAUUUUUUUCUUCUUUUUUAGUGACUCCUCCCUCCUAUACCUGCAUCCUCUGCAUUGCUUAAUUUUUUUUUGUCUUCUUUGUUUGCCUUUUUUUCCCACAUCAUUAUACAUUUCUUUCAUAUACAGAAUAAUGAAUUAGUCUUCUGAGCAUCUUUACUAAAGAAAAUAGCAUUUGAUCCAUU